GAACCAGUAAAAAAAAUAAAGGAAAAAAAAAAAGUGAAAAGGAACCAUUUGACGAUUCUCACCGACCCCCCUUCUCCCCGCCCUCUCUCUCUCUCUUUCGGAUGCUAUAAUAAAUCUCCAUCGUUAUCCCCUCCCUGUAGGGUUACUCUUUUCUCUUCCCCCUUUUCCCAUAAUCCCAACUAUGGAUUAUAAUUGUACCAAUUCUACUAUACAUAUAUUCUCUUCCGGAGCCCUAGAAGUUUCAGUGUUAGGAGUUUUUAGUAUUUAGCGUCUUUUUUUUUUCAAUUGAUUUAUAUUUUUUUUUCCUUUUAUUUUUUUGAAAUCUCUUGUUACUUUUAGAUUUAAGUGAUAACAAAAUCAAGUGUAGAUAUGGAAGGGAUUGAAAGCGGGAGUGUUAUUCAAGAGGCUCCAAAAGUUGACGAUCAUAAGAUUCAAUUUGGAGACAACUCCACAGAAGUUGCUGUGUUUGAUGCCUCUCAAUAUGCAUUCUUUGGGAAAGAUUUUGUUGAGGAUGUUGAGUUAGGGGGAUUGGAGGACGAAGAGGAGGACUUGGCUGCAGUUGAGUUUGACGAGGAGGAGUUUCUCUUUGAUAGACAAGAGGGCGAGGUUGUAAGAUCUCUUUCUGAUAUUGAUGAUCUUGCUAGUACAUUUUCAAAGUUGAACAAGGAUGUCAGUGGACCAAGAAGUGCAGGAGUGAUUGGUGAUAGAGGAUCCAGAGAAAGUUCAUCUGCUGCCGAAUGGGUGCAGGGAGAGGAUUUUCCAAACUGGUUGGAUCAACAGCCGCUACUUGAUCCUGAAGCAAUUCAGGACGGCAAAAGAUGGUCCUCACAGCCAUAUGCUGCUUCUGCUCACCUUUUGGAAUUAAAGCCUUUGUACAGAACUUCUUCAUACCCUGAGCAGCAGCAGCAGUUGUACAGAACGUCUUCAUACCCUGAGCAGCAGCAGCAACACCAUCAACACUUCUCCAGUGAGCCUAUUCUUGUGCCUAAGUCUUCUUACACUUCGUAUCCUCCCCCUGGUGGACAAUCUCCACAGGCUUCGCCAAAUCAUAGUCAUCUAAAUAUUCCAUAUCUUGGUGGUGGUCCCCAAGUGGCACUUUCUUUACCAAACAUCUCUCCCUUUUCUAGUCCUCAGCUUCAGUUGACAGGCUUACAUCAUGGGUCACCGCAUUUUGGUGGAAAUUUGUCACAAUUUUCUUCUGGUCCAUCUGCAAAUAGUCGGCUAACUAACCAAUGGGUUAACCAUACGGGUUUAUAUCCUGGAGAUCAUCCCAACCGUUUGAACAAUUUGUUUCAGCAACCACUAUCUCAUCAAAAUGGUUUAAUUCCUCCACAGUUUAUGCCUCAAAUGCAGCCACAGCAGCAUAGAAUGCAUCAUCCAAUCCAGCCAUCAUUAGGCCACUUAUCAGGAAUGCAGUCUCAAAUAUAUACUCCUCAUCUUUCCCCAUCUGCACCCAUGAUGAGCAAGUAUGAAGCAGUGCUUGGUCUGGGUGAUAUUAGAGAUCAAAGGCCAAAAUCAUCUCAGAAAGGUAGACAAAAUCUUCGUUAUUCUCAACAGGGAUUUGAGACCAAUGGCCAGAAGAUUGAGAGUUUCUGGUCCCAGUUCAGAUCCAAGUACAUGACCUCUGAUGAAAUUGAAAGUAUUCUUAGAAUGCAGCUUGCUGCAACACACAGUAACGACCCAUAUGUGGAUGAUUAUUAUCACCAGGCUUGUCUUGCAAAAAAGUCAACUGGUGCAAAACUCAAACAUCAUUUCUGCCCAACACACUUGAGGGAUCUUCCUCCUCGAGCACGCGCGAACACAGAGCCUCAUGCUUUUCUCCAGGUUGAUGCACUUGGGAGGACGCCAUUUUCUUCGAUUCGCAGACCUCGUCCACUUCUUGAGGUUGAGCCUCCAAACUCAUCUAUUAGUGGUGGGACUGAUCAGAAAGUUUCUGAGAAACCCCUAGAACAGGAGCCAAUGCUUGCAGCUAGAGUGACAAUUGAAGAUGGUCUUUGCCUUCUUUUGGAUGUAGAUGAUAUUGACCGUUUUCUAGAAUUCAAUCAACUUCAAGAUGGUGGAGUCCAACUGAGACGCAGGAGGCAGGUCUUGUUGGAAGGGCUUGCAGCAUCCUUGCAACUGGUUGACCCUCUAGCAAAGAAUGGACAUACAGUGGGACUUGCUCCAAAAGAUGAUCUUGUCUUCUUACGAUUAGCUUCGCUUCCCAAGGGCCGGAAGCUGCUUGCCAGGUACCUUCAGCUUCUUUCUUCGGGUAAUGACCUCAUGCGAAUUGUCUGCAUGGCUAUUUUUCGUCAUCUGAGGUUUUUGUUUGGGGGUCUCCCCUCUGAUCUUGGAGCGGCAGAGACUACAAAUAACCUUGCAAGAGUUGUAUCAUUAUGUGCCUGCCGCAUGGAUCUCGGUUCCCUUAGUGCUUGUCUUGCAGCAGUUGUUUGUUCCUCAGAGCAGCCUCCGCUUCGCCCCCUUGGAAGCUCUGCUGGAAACGGGGCUUCUCUCAUUUUAUUAUCUGUUCUUGAGAGGGCAACUGAAUUAUUGCGUGAGCUUCAAAAUGCUAGCAACUAUAAUAUGACUAAUCGGGCACUUUGGAAGGCCUCAUUUGAUGAGUUUUUUGGUCUACUUAUAAAGUACUGCAUAAAUAAAUAUGAUAGUAUUAUGCAGUCCUCCCUACAAGAUCCAGCUGAAGCUAUUAAGAGGGAACUACCAAUGGAGCUCCUUCGUGCCAGUGUUCCCCACACAAAUGACUACCAGAAAAAGAUGAUGUAUGAUCUUUCUCAGCGUUCCUUAGUUGGUGAAGACGGUGGUCGCAUGAAUUCAGAAUCAGUGUUCAGUUGAUACAUGACUCGACGAAAUAUGAUAGAAAUUGAAAUGCACCAAGUCCUGCAUUGGUGCUGCGUUACUGAAAGAGUAAAUGUGGAAGAUACUGUUGUUCCAGCAAUAUUUUCGGGUAUUUAUUUAUCUGUGCCUUAACGCUGAGGCUAAUUGGGAUACGUUAAGUUAUGAAGCAGAAGCUUUGGAGCAGCAGCCUAUGGCAAAGUCAUUUUAGUUCGUUCAGAUUUUGGUAUAUUUUUAGUCCUUUACACCCAAGUCUGUAUCUGUAACCAGGCUGUGUUGUAUUGUGGUAGAUAUCUGUUGGGUUUUUCCAUUUCUUUGGGUAUUUUCCCUUCCUCUUAUUUUAGGGGCCUAUUUGAUGCUCUGUUGUGGAAUUCCCAAUCUGAAGGCGUAGGGUGUACAGUGUUCGGUACAUAGAUUACCCACUUCUCUAAUAUUUGUUAUCCUGGAGAUGGGUGGACGUGACAUUCAUGUUUUUUCUGUUAUGAGGCUCAUGGGCUAUGUGCCUUAGUUCCUUGUUAAUUAAUCGGUAAUAAAACUAUGCCAAUGCUGGUGGUUUGUCA
Molecule: messenger RNA, 3389 nt
Organism: Manihot esculenta (cassava)
Lineage: Eukaryota; Viridiplantae; Streptophyta; Magnoliopsida; Malpighiales; Euphorbiaceae
Product: protein PAT1 homolog
Exons: 5
Coding region: 370-2829 (819 amino acids)
Biological process (GO): deadenylation-dependent decapping of nuclear-transcribed mRNA; P-body assembly
Cellular component (GO): P-body
Molecular function (GO): RNA binding
Source: RefSeq, a predicted model, not a curated record